Camelina sativa (false flax) is the source of this 1723-nucleotide messenger RNA. Its product is annotated as cytochrome P450 84A4-like. NCBI's taxonomy places the organism in Eukaryota, Viridiplantae, Streptophyta, Magnoliopsida, Brassicales, Brassicaceae. The record is from RefSeq and is a predicted model, not a curated record. Gene Ontology annotation, molecular function: heme binding; iron ion binding; oxidoreductase activity, acting on paired donors, with incorporation or reduction of molecular oxygen.
ACAACCAAAACUUUAUAUAACACAUUACAUAAUACAUAAACAGUCCCAUAAUUGGACACUAAAAGCGUACCAAAAUGCAUACUCUAACGACUCUUCUCAUCCUUCUUGUCCCUCUUCUUCUUUUUCUCUUCCGCCACCUCCUAUCACGGCGGCGGAGGCUUACAAAACCCUACCCUCCCGGCCCCAAAGGCUUACCCAUCAUUGGAAAUAUUCUCAUGAUGAACCACUUCAACCACCGCGGCCUGGCCAAGCUCAGCCGUAUAUACGGUGGGUUGCUCCACCUCCGCCUCGGGUUUUCCCACGUUUUCGUUGUUUCUUCUCCGGGCAUCGCACGUCAAGUCCUCCAAGUGCAAGACCAUGUUUUCUCAAACCGUCCCACCACAAUCGCAAUCCGUUACCUGACCUACGGGGGCUCCGAUCUUGCAUUCUGCAAUUACGGCCCGUUUUGGCGUCGGAUGAGAAAACUCUUCGUCAUGAUGCUCUUUAGCCGUAAACGGGCCGAGUCAUGGGUCUCUGUUGAUGAAGAGGUCCACAAAUCGGUCCGUUUUGUGGCGGUUAACGUUGGAAAACCGUUAAACGUAUGUAAACUAGCAUUUUCCCUAACAAGAGACAUAACGUUCCGAGCUGCGUUCGGCUCCUCCUCGUCCACUUCUGACGAAGAACGAUUAGACGAGUUCCUUGAGAUCAUACAAGAGUUCUCUAAGCUCUUUGGUGAGUUUAACGUAGCGGACUAUGUCCCUUCGUGGCUCAGUUGGAUUGAUCCGCAAGGGAUUAACAAGCGGGUCGAGAAAGCUCGAAAGUCUCUCGACUGUUUUAUUGAGUCCAUCAUCGACGAUCACUUGCUCAAGAAAACGAGAGAACGUAACGUUGAUGAUGAAGAGAACGAUAUGGUUGAUCAAUUACUUGCGUUUUACAAAGAAGAAAUCAAAGUCAACAACUCUCAGACCAACAUUAAACUCAAUAACAUCAAAGGCAUCAUCAUGGAUGUGAUGUUCGGAGGAACCGAGACGGUGGCAUUAGCAAUCGAGUGGGUUUUAACGGAGCUACUUCGGAGCCCCGAGAACAUGAAACGGGUCCAGGACGAGCUAGCGAGUGUGGUCGGGCUUGACCAGUGGCGCGUGGAGGACACGCACCUCGAGAAGCUCACCUUCUUAAAAUGUACACUCAAGGAAACCUUACGGCUACACCCACCGUUCCCUCUCCUCCUCCACGAGACGGUGAAGGACGCGGAGGUCACAGGUUACUUCAUCCCCAAGGGAUCGCGAGUGAUGGUCAAUACCUACGCUCUCGGGCGUGACCCGGGUUCUUGGUCCGACCCGGAAAUAUUUAACCCGGGUAGGUUUUUGGACCCUGACGCUCCGGACCUGAAGGGGAACAAUUUCGAAUUUAUUCCGUUCGGGUCGGGUCGGAGAUCUUGCCCGGGCAUGCAACUCGGGUUGUACGCGUUUGAGCUUGCGGUGGCUCAUCUUUUACACUGCUUCACGUGGAGUUUACCGGACGGUAUGAAAUCCGGUGACGUCGACACCGUUGAAGGGCCGGGUCUCACCGUUCCUAAGUCAACUCCUUUGGUGACGGUGCCGACUACGCGCCUCUUCUGCCCAAUCGUCUCUUGAAGACUGAAAAGCCUCCACCGAGUAACUCUGUAAGCUGUCAAUACUUAUUAUUAGUCUAAAAAUAAUAUAUAUUUGUAUGAAUAAAUAAUUAAAAAAUCUUUUUACUCUAA